Molecule: messenger RNA, 722 nt
Organism: Paramacrobiotus metropolitanus
Lineage: Eukaryota; Metazoa; Tardigrada; Eutardigrada; Parachela; Macrobiotidae
Product: protein suex-1-like
Exons: 3
Coding region: 115-549 (144 amino acids)
Source: RefSeq, a predicted model, not a curated record
CAGUUUAAAAGAAAACUGGGAAAGUAUAUAUAAACCAUGAAAUAUGUCAAGUUUUCAAAUCAUGCAAGUGUUGGCAAGUGACUGAACAAAAUCCACCGUACUCCGUAAUCAAAAAUGGAUCACUGGAAAUUGUUGGUGCUAUGCCUGGCUUCCGCUGGUUCGAUCGGGUUGGUUUCUAGUCUACAGUACCUAUGCAAUGGUCAACUCUAUUCCUAUCCAUAUUCCGGAUGCACAUACAACUACGGGAAUAGCUACAACAAUAAUUAUGGCUACGGGAACUAUGGAAGCGGAUACGGAAACUAUGGAAGCGGAUAUGGAAGCUACGGUAGCGGAUAUAGUAAUUAUGGAAGCGGUUACGGCAAUUAUGGGAAUUCCGGGCGUUACUAUCCCUCUUCCAACGGAUACUAUGGCAGCAGCUACAACAGCCUCUACGGUUCCGGCUAUUCACCGUAUUCUUCACAAUAUGGAUCAAGCUUGUACAGUUCUCUUCUGAACCCCUACAGUUCUCUGAGCUCUCUGUAUUAUUCAUCCUUACUUGGGAAAAAAUAAGCAGAACUCCUUAUAACAGAUUAAUCUGUCCUAAGGAAUAAGGAUAGAUCAGUAUUGAUCUAUCUGUACUUUUUCGCGGAAUCAGUUAGAUAUCUUUUUGCGCUGGUUAACUGUUAUGAAUUUCAAUUCGCAUGCAUUUAAAAGUAAAAUAAAAAACGGAAAGAAAAGUAAAA